Molecule: messenger RNA, 4048 nt
Organism: Cannabis sativa
Lineage: Eukaryota; Viridiplantae; Streptophyta; Magnoliopsida; Rosales; Cannabaceae
Exons: 7
Coding region: 891-3737 (948 amino acids)
Source: RefSeq, a predicted model, not a curated record
UUGUUUAGAAGGCAGCACUGUAUACUCUGACGCUGAUAAAUACCCCUCUUUAUACUUUCUCUCUCUUUUUCUCACCUUUAAAUAAAUAUAUAUUUAAAUAAUAAAUUUAAUGUUGAAUUAAUUUGAAGAGUAUCAUUAUUUUUAUUUUCCUAUACUAUUUUCAGUUGCAUCAUCAGACUGCACAGAGCUGAGAAAAGAAGUGUUGCGUGUUUGGCCGGAGGAUUCUGUUGUAUCGUUGUAUGCGGUUUGAUUCUCUACUCAUUAUACUCUUUUUCAAUGUUUAUAAUUAAAAUUUGAUUUUUUUUGUAACCAUGAUUAUGUGGUUUGGAUUUUUUUUUCUUUUUAUAUUUUGAUUGUUUUGGAUUCUGAAUAUGGUGGUUUUUCUUUUUUUAUUUAUUUAUUGGUAUUAAUAUGAUAAGUGAUGGGUCAAGUUGAAUCUUGAGUGAGUGGAGGUUUAUGGGUGUUGCUGCUCUUGCAUUGGGUUUUUCAAAAGAAGAGAAAUAAUAAGAUAAUGAAAAGGGAAAGGAGAUUGUUUCUUGCAACUAGAUGAAUGUGUUUAUGUAUGAGAAAACCCAGAUGAGAUUCUUUACAAAAGCUACAUAAUUAUUAAUGGCUUAGUAUCCAAACCAGGGAUUGAGGUACUCUUUUUGCUCCUUGUGGAAAAUGGCCAUCAUAGAAAAUGUCCAACAAUGGAGGCGAAUGCAUGUUUUUUAGGUUCCGAGAAAGGGAAAUUUGUUUAGUAUUGUUGGGUGUGGCAAAAUGUGGUGUGUUUGGGGGAUACGAUGCCUUAAUUGUUUGUCUACGCUAGAAAAGUGUAUUAAAGCUUUUUUAGUUUCAGAAAACACAAGUUUUCAAAGUUGCAACAACAGUUUUGCCUUUUGUUAGUUUAAAUGCUUGGCUCCAAGGUGUUUUUGACAUAUAAGCGUAGGAGGCUGACAGGUAAUAGUCAUGCCCCAGGAAAAGGGUGCCAUAAUUCAGUAUCGGUUGAAAAUGAGAUUCUUGGACAAAGUCUGGAUUUGUAUGAUGAACUGAUGGGUAAGCACACCUCAGAAGAUCAAAAGGAAAGUUCUGAGCAUAUUUGUCAGGGGAUAAGCUUAUGCUCUACUUGUAUCAAUAAACAAGAUUCUUCAGCAUCUUCACCAGUACAAGUGUCAAGCUUACUUGAGGCUAAGAUACACAUUGAAGAAUCUAAUGCUGCAGAGAAAACUUUAAGUUCUGAUAAACUUCUGAUGAAGAGUUCUGAUGAGAGUAUCCCCAAAAGGGAAGGAGGUGUACCCUCUUCCGCAGAGGAUUGUUUGCGGAAUAAGACAUGUCACACUCAAAUGAAUUCAUCUUGUGAUGUUAUUACUGACAUUUCAGGCGAUAAUCGAUGCGUUGAAGGAAGAUUAGCUUCUUACUUGACGGGUACUACUGCUAAUACGAGUACGAAUUCUGCUGGAGUAAAAUCAUCUCUUGAAGUAAAAAGCAGCUUUGAAACUCAUGAUACUCUAUUAAAGUCAGAGACAUCAAGCUUGGAAAUUGCUGAUUCAGUUGAUAAAGACAUGUUAAUUUCAAGUAAUGGUUCAGCAGAAAAAGCCCUGUCGAUGGCUCCAUUGCUUACUUUCAGUCGAAGAUGUAAAAAAAAGAGGAAGGACAGUCCUGAUACUCACGGGAAUUUCUUGCUGGAGGAUAGAAAGCAUUCAUUGGCCAGCAAGUGCAGUAAUUCUGCGUCCGGUGAUACUUCAAGUAAAGCAGCUCAUAGGAAAGGCUGCUCUAUAGACCACUCGUCAGAAUUGAAGCCUCCAGCAAGUGUCAAUGAUACUAGUGAUUUGGUUUGCGAAACUGAGAACAAAGUGCUGGAGGUUGAUUCUACAAGUGCACAUGCUAGACUUGUUCUAGAGACAGAAGUUUUGAUUCCAGAGAAAGAAAAACUGAAUGAGAGAAAAAACACAACCAAGGUUGUCUUGCAUGAAGCUGAAAAAGUUCUUGACCAAAUCAACCAGAUUGCAGCUGACUUUCAAGAUCCUCCUAUAGAUUGCUUGGAAAGCUGUUUGCACAAUGCUGCUGAAGACUCAUCCUUGAAUAAGAAUGUAAGUGCAGGUAAACAACCAGAAAAGGACCGUAUAUGUGAAAGAGAAGCUCUGACAAUCUUAACUAAGGGUUCGAAAGAAACAGAAGGAGGACUUCAUCCUCUCCCGGACCUGUCUAUUGCUCCUACUGAUUCAAGUGAUAUUGGGGACUAUACUGUCUACUUGAAAUCCCAAAAGCUAUCUGUAAAUGCUGCAUCAGAAACUUUUUGGGGCUCUUUGGACUCCACUAGCAGAAGUCAUGCCGCUGCUUCCCAUGCUCCAGAAAUCUCAAAUGUGAGAAAUGAGAGAAUAGAGAAUUCUAUAUCGCACCAUUCACAUCUGCGUAGAGAUGCAUGUACAUUUGAAAAAGAAGCAAAUGCCGAUUUCCAGGAUAAUGAUAAAUCUUCUCCUCUUACUAUUGACUUUAUGUCAAGAAACAAAUGUCUUCAGCUUUUCUCAGAUGAAAGAACCGACGACACUUCCCAGUCGAUGAUUAUGCAGCCUGAGGAAACUGCUUGUAUGGUUUCAGAGGAAAAACUAAAUUUUCAGUCUGAAAUGAAAAAUAAUAGAAUGAAAAGAAGAUCUCCACCCUUUUUAUGUCUGUCCUUGCCAACAAAGCCUAAAAGUACUAGGUUUGCCUCCAAAAAUUGUUACACUUCUGUCCACUUGUUGAACUCUGAUGGCCAAACCAGACAACCUUCUCAGGAUGCACUGCCUCGGUCUUCAUCAUGCCAUUCAUCCUCUAUUCUCAGACACAAGUUGAUACUUGAUGGCAUUGUAAACAAAGCUAGAGCCUCUAAGGACAAAUCCAAGCUACUAACAUCUUUCUGGACUGAAGAAGAGUUGGAUUCUCUUUGGAUUGGUGUAAGGAGAUAUGGAAGGGACAAUUGGGAUGCUAUGCUAAGGGACCCAAGAUUGCAAUUUCAACCAUGCAAGAUGGCAAGGGAACUUGCAGAGCAGUGGGAAGAUGAACAAUUUAAACUUUUGAAUGGCACUUUUGCACCACAGUUUCGGCCUUCAAAAGCAGAAGGCAUUUCUUCGAGCUUCAGUUAUCGGGGUACCACAGGAAUCUUUAGAGAGAAUAUGACAGAUGAAACUGAACUCUCACUCGGAGAUGUAUAUACUCAUAGAGAACGCUGCAUCCCAUGGAGGUCUAGAUUUAAGUCAUCUUAUGUGUGGAACAAUGAUUCUGAAUAUCUGCAGGAGCAUGUAAAAAAGCCAACUACAGAUCUCUAUCAUGAUUAUCAAGGGGAAAGUUACGAAGAGGGACCAUUGAAGUGUUUUGGGAGCUGCACUAUGCUAAAAGACCGUCCUUCAUCAGCUAGUUAUUCGACACCUUUCAUGGCAGGGAAGGGCAAUCUCCCUCACUGGCUGAGAGAGGCAAUUUUCGCUUCACCAAUGCAAACUGGACUGCCUCUGCCUCCACCUGCCUCACCAAUAGUUCAGUCACAAAUGAUGCAUGUUGCCUGCCCAUAUUUUGAGUUAAACUUGGGAUGGAGAAGUGAUAUGCACCACCAUUUACAGACGUCAGGAAAUGGUCAUCUUCCCAACCAAUUUUCGGGGAUGAAAUAUGAGACGGCUGAACCAAGAAGGACUUCUUAUGCUGAUAAGCCAGAUGAAGUGAUUGUUAUCAACAGUGAUGCAUCUUCUGAAGAAACAAUAUCAGAUGAUCGUAGUGCCAGGCCAUAGAAGCUGAUUUUGAGGUGCUGUCUUUUAUUUGUCGGGUAACUUGUAGAAAAGUGGUUCAUUAAUUUGAUGUACAGUCUGUAGUUGACAAUUGAAUUUGGCUUUUUAGUCGUAAUUUGUUUUCAUGAUUAGUUUAAUCUUCUCAAAGAUAGAAAUAGCCUUACUUACUAGAUAGUCGAAUGUAUAUAGAGACAAUUGAGUCAUUAUCUGUAUCUUGACUACCGGAUUAGAGAAUGAGAUCCCUUACACAUAUAAAAGAUUUGUAUUCAGACUUCAAAUUGAAAAUGGAACAUGUGCAUCACUUAUUAUUUUUA